AUUAAUGAAUGACUAUCUGUUUCUUCUGAAUUUGCUGCACAGAAGUUACCUGUCCGGGUGGUAUUUAGCAUGCUGUGGAAUCAUGAUGAUUGUGAAGUCCCUUGCUAGCAGUGGAGAAUGAAUGUUUACUGUGGCAGAAAGCUGGUGUAAAUGACUGCUGCUGCCUCCCAGAGCAAGAUAACCUGCUCAGUCAGCUGGAGCCCCCUGCGGACAGCUGUCUCGCUUUUAGCUCAUGGAAAACUGCUACUAACCGCUGAAUGGAAGAGCGUGGAGCAGCAACCAUACUAGCAGCCGCCGCCGCUGCAGCAGCAAGAGCGAGCAAGGACUCUAUUGUUCCCUGGUGUUAAACAGCUUUUCCUUUUCAACUGCCAUGCACAAUAGUGGGGGAGAGGUUUCCGGUCCCCUUCUCCCAUGAAGAAAUUCUGAAGAGGGGAAUAUUAUUUGAAGAAGGUUUUGUGGUUGUGCUGCGGAUUUUGGAGGUGGCAGCAGGCUGCUGGAGACAUGGGGUUGAGCGAGGGGAGCGCUGCUUUCUGCCGUGGUCCAGGGGUUUCUGCUGUGCCAGCCCGGUGCGUGGGAGUUCUUGUGCUUCUGCUGCUGGGAAUCUGGGACGCCCGUGCACAAAGUGAAUUUCAAACUUCAUCGGUGUAUUUGUGGAAGACCGGUCCAUGGGGGAGAUGCAUGGGAGAUGAAUGUGGUCCAGGUGGCAUCCAGACGCGAGCAGUGUGGUGUGCCCACGUGGAGGGCUGGACCACGCUGCCCACGAACUGCAAGCAGCCAGAGCGGCCGGACAACCAGCAAAGCUGUUUUCGGGUCUGUGACUGGCACAAGGAGCUGUACGACUGGCAGAUCGGCAGCUGGAACCAGUGCCGGCCUGUCCUUUCCCGCAGCCAUGAAAAGCCCCUGGAGUGCCUCAGAGGGGAGGAAGGGAUCCAGACAAGGGACAUCACCUGUAUCCAGAAGUCCAAUGGGGUGCCAGCAGAGGAUGUCAUCUGUGAGUACUUUGAACCAAAGCCCCGCCAGGAGCAGGCGUGCCUCAUCCCAUGCCGGCAGGACUGCAUUGUGGCCGAAUUCGCCCCCUGGUCAGAGUGCUCCAAGACCUGUGGCAAUGGGCUUCAGCAUCGAACUCGGCACGUUGUGGCUCCACCGCAGUUUGGUGGGUCUGCUUGUCCUAACCUCACCGAGUUUCAGAUCUGUCAGUCUAGCCCAUGCACUGCUGAAGAAAGCCUGUAUAGCCUAAAUGUGGGACCCUGGAGUGCGUGCUCAGUGCCCCAUUCGAGACAAAUAAGGCAAGCGAGGAAACGAGGGAAGAACAGAGACAAGGAAAAGGACAGAGAAAAGGCAGUUCGAGAUCCUGAGGCUCGUGAGUUAAUUAAGAAGAAAAGGAAUCGAAACAGACAGAAUAGACAGGAGAACAAAUACUGGGACAUACAAAUUGGGUACCAAACCAGGCAGGUCACAUGUACUCACAGAAAUGGGAAAACUGCUGCUCUGAGCUUCUGCAAACAAGACAAGCUGCCCAUUACAUUCCAGUCCUGUGUGAUGACGAAGGAGUGCCAAGUGUCAGAGUGGUCAGAAUGGACCCCCUGCUCCAAAACCUGUUUUGACAUGACAACCCCUAAAGGGAAUCGUACAAGAUCACGGACCAUUAAACAGCUCCCUAUUGGCAGUGAAAGUGAAUGCCCUCAAUUAGAAGAAGCAGAGCAGUGUGUUUCUCAAGGCGAUGGUGUGGCACCGUGCAUUACGUAUGGUUGGCGGACCACAGAGUGGACAGAAUGCCGUGUAGAUCCUCUCCUUAGCCAGCAGGACAAGAGGCGAGGAAAUCAGACAGCGUUGUGCGGAGGUGGCAUUCAAACCCGGGAAAUGUACUGUGUGCAAGCUAAUGAAAAUCUCCUCUCCUAUUUAAAUACCCUCAAGGAAAAAGAAGAAAGUCAGUCACAGAGCAAGUCGAAGGCUAGUGCUGCACCUCUGCUAUCAAUCACUUUUGAAAUAACAGCCUCGAGGCCGGUGGACCCUAAGCUGUGUACGGGACCUCUUCCCAGCACUUCUCAGCUGUGCCAUAUCCCCUGUCCUACAGAGUGUGAGACAUCACCAUGGACAGCCUGGGGACCAUGCACCUAUGAAAGCUGUGAUGACCCUCAGGCCAAGAAGGGCUUUAAACUAAGGAAACGGCGCAUCACCAAUGAGCCUACAGGAGGAACAGGAAACUGCCCUCACCUUGUGGAAGCCAUCCCAUGUGAAGAGCCCUCCUGCUAUGACUGGAGAAUCGUGGGGCUGGAGGAGUGCAUUCCUGACAAUGAGAAGCCAUGUGGCCCUGGUACACAGGUUCCUGUUGUUGUCUGCAUCAACAGUGACGGAGAAGAGGUUGACAGACAGCUGUGUAGAGAUGCUAUCUACCCAAUCCCGGUUGUGUGCGAAGCUCCAUGCCCAAAGGACUGUGUGCUCAGCAUGUGGUCUGCAUGGUCCUCCUGCUCACACACCUGCUCCGGCAAAACCACAGAAGGGAAGCAGAUGCGUGCCCGCUCCAUUCUGGCAUAUGCAGGUGAAGGAGGAAUACAGUGCCCAAACAGUAGUGCACUACAGGAAACACGCAGCUGUAACGAACACUCUUGCACUGUGUAUCAUUGGCAGACCGGCCCAUGGGGACAGUGCAUAGAGGAUACGUCUGUCUCUGCUUUCAACUCCUCUGCCAGCUGGAAUGGGGAGGCCACCUGUUCCGUGGGGAUGCAGACAAGGAAGGUCAUCUGUGUUAGAGUCAACGUGGGACAAGUGGGCCCAAAAAAAUGCCCUGAGAGCCUCCGACCAGAAACUGUGAGACCUUGUCUGCUUCCCUGUAGGAAGGACUGUAUUGUGACUCCAUUCAGUGACUGGACAUUGUGUCCUUCUUCAUGUCAAGAAGGAGGUGUCACAGUAAGGAAGCAGUCCCGUCACCGAGUCAUCAUCCAGCUCCCCGCCAAUGGUGGUCGAGAGUGCCCGGACUCUUUGUUUGAGGAAAAGGAAUGUGAAGCAUCUCCCGUUUGCUAUAGCUACAGGUGGAAGACCCACAAGUGGCGCAGGUGCCAGCUAGUACCAUGGUAUGUCCGCCAAGACAGUCCAGGAGCACAUGAGACUUGUGGACCUGGGCUACAAGCAAGAGCAAUUACGUGUCGCAGACAAGACGGAGGACAGGCUGACAUCAGUGAAUGCCUUAAAUACUCUGGCCCAUUACCAUCCUUAACACAGACAUGUCAGAUUCCCUGCCAAGAUGACUGUCAGUUUACGAACUGGUCAAAGUUUUCUUCCUGUAAUGGGGACUGUGGAGGAGUCAGGACAAGAAAACGCACUCUUGUCGGAAAAAGUAAGAAAAGGGAGAAAUGCAGAAAUUCUCAGCUGUAUCCUCUGAUUGAGAAUCAGUUUUGUCCGUGUGACAAGUACAGUGCUCAGCCUGUGGGAAAUUGGUCAGACUGUAUUUUACCAGAGGGUAAGCUGGAAGUAUUGCUGGGAAUGAAGGUACAAGGAGAUGUUAAGGAAUGUGGACAAGGCUAUCGUUACCAGGCCAUGGCAUGCUAUGACCAAAACAAUCGACUUGUGGAAACAUCACGAUGCAACAGUCACGGUUAUAUUGAGGAAGCCUGUAUUAUUCCAUGUCCCUCAGACUGCAAGCUCAGUGAGUGGUCCAACUGGUCUCGCUGUAGUAAAUCCUGUGGGAGUGGAGUAAAGGUUCGGUCUAAAUGGCUUCGUGAAAAACCCUACAAUGGUGGAAGACCCUGUCCAAAGCUAGAUCAUGUCAAUCAGGCUCAGGUAUAUGAGGUAGUCCCCUGCCACAGUGACUGCAGCCAGUACGUAUGGGUUACUGAGCCAUGGAGUGUCUGCAAGGUGACAAAUGUGGACUUAAAAGAGAACUGUGGAGAAGGUGUUCAAACAAGGAAAGUCAGGUGCAUGCUAAACACUGUGGAUGGUCCUUCUGACACUGUAGAGGACUAUCUCUGUGAUCCUGAAGAGAUGCCGCUUGGUGCUAGAAAAUGCACGUUACCAUGUCCUGAGGACUGUGUUAUGUCUGAAUGGGGAUCAUGGUCUCGAUGUUCUUUGCCAUGCAAUGGAAGUAGCGUCCGCGAAAGGUCAGCUGAAUCUCUGAGACAACCAGAUGAUGGAAAGUCUUGUCCUGCUACCACAGAGACAGAAGUCUGCACUUUGAACAAAAACUGCUACCACUAUGACUACAAUGUGACAGACUGGAGCACAUGUCAGCUCAGCGAGAAGGCUGUCUGUGGUAAUGGUAUCAAAACACGGAUGCUCGAUUGUGUUCGCAGUGAUGGCAAAUCGGUUGACCUGAAGUACUGUGAAGAGCUUGGUUUGGAGAAGACAUGGCAAAUGAAUACAUCCUGCGUGGUGGAAUGUCCUGUGAACUGUCAGCUCUCUGACUGGUCCCCUUGGUCUGAGUGCUCUCAAACAUGUGGCCUUACAGGAAAAAUGAUCAGAAGGAGGACCGUAAAUCAGCCAUUUCAGGGUGAUGGGAGGCCUUGUCCAUCUCAGAUGGAGCAAUUCAAACCCUGUCCAGUAAAACCUUGUUAUCGAUGGCAAUACGGCCAGUGGUCUGCAUGCAAAGUAGAGGAUGCUCAAUGUGGAGAGGGAACACGAGCGAGGAACAUUUCCUGUGUGGUUUUUGAUGGAUCCAUUGAAGAUGUUGGCAAAGUAGUAGAUGAGGAAUUCUGUGGAGAAAUAGAGCCUGUUAUAGAUGGUAAUAAGAAGAUGAUACUUGAGGAAACCUGCACUGUCCCUUGUCCAGGCGACUGUUACUUGAGAGAGUGGUCAGAGUGGAGCCUUUGUCAACUAACCUGUGUCAAUGGUGAGGAUCUAGGCUUUGGAGGGAUACAGGUCCGAUCUCGGGCAGUGAUCAUUCAGGAAUUAGAGAAUCAACAUCUCUGUCCAGAACAGGCUUUGGAAACAAGACCAUGCAAUGAUGGCCAGUGCUAUGAAUACAAGUGGAUGGCUAGCCCAUGGAAGGGAUCUUCUCGAACUGUGUGGUGCCAAAGGUCAGAUGGCUUAAACGUCACAGGGGGCUGUUUAGUGAUGCGCCAACCAGAUGCUGACAGGUCAUGUAACCCACCGUGCAGUCAACCCCACGCUUACUGCAGUGAGACUAGAACGUGCAGUUGUGAAGAUGGAUACACUGAAGUUAUGUCCUCCGAUGGCACACUCGAACAGUGCACUCUCAUCCCAGUGGUGGCGAUCCCCACCAUGGAGGACAAAAAGGGAGAUGUGAAAACCAGUCGAGCUGUGAACCCUACCCAGCCCUCCAGUAACCAGUCAGGACGAGGAAGGACCUGGUUUCUACAGCCUUUUGGGCCAGAUGGGAGGCUGAAGACCUGGGUUUAUGGUGUAGCUGCUGGUGCAUUUGUUUUACUCAUCUUUAUUGUUUCUAUGAUCUAUCUAGCCUGCAAAAAGCCAAAGAAGCCCCAGAGAAGGCAGAACAACCGGCUGAAACCUUUAACCUUGGCUUAUGAUGGAGAUGCAGAUAUGUAAAGUAUAACUUCUUAUGGUGACAAAUGCAGUCUAAACUAAUGGAUUGAAAUCAGAAGGUAUCCAAAGCCACAGGGAUUUUCUAUAGAGUGGAUUAAGUGUUUUGACUUUUUCUUUUUUGUAACUGCAUCAUAGAUAAAGGAUGGAUUUCAUAAUGCCUACGGAUAUUCAAGGUAUUAUUGUUUUACGUUAGACCAUCAGCACUGAGAAGUCUGGCAGAAUCACAUUAACAGACACUGCAGUUGGAGAUUUGUGGUCUUUCCUCAAUCUUACAAACUAUAAGCACCACUUCUGUCUCCAGAAUACUGUAGCUGACAUAGUAAUGACAGUUGGAAGCCCCUGCAUCAUUAACCAAGUAUAAUCAGUGCGCAUGAAGAGUUUGUACCAAGCUGUCUAUGACUCUUUAUAUUCAAGCAUAACAUAUAUACUCAGUUGAACCAUAUGUAUUACUCUAUCAGAUUAUAUACUUGUUAAAGAGCAUUUUAAGGCUUAGUACAAUAUUAACUUUUAACAGGGAUUAACCCACUGAGCAAGUUCAACAGUUUGCCAGUUGAUGAUAACUUGUGUUAACCCGCAUUUCAGAGGGCAAUGACUCACUUGCAAAAUUCUGUCCUGUUACCACUCCAAAGUAUAAAGGCCUCAUAUGUACAUCCAGAAAGGAGGCCUUCUCAGAUUCAGUAUUUUCUGGCGGCUGCUGUCUGGAAAAAGAAUACCCAUUGUAAAUGUUACAAUACGUUUCUACUUUUAACUCUUAAACUGUUGCCUGCAUCUUUUUUGCUACAUGUAAGGCAAAUUUUUGCACUAUAUUAGUGCAGCAUGAUAUGCACUUAACUAGUAUUGCCAUAGAAACUGCCUCUUUUCAGAAAGGAUGAUGAUGUGCAAGGAGUGUCAAGUAGACAGGUCUUGAAUCCUGAAGAGAGUAGCGUUUGUUCUGGACUGCGACUGGAUGGAAUCGGCUAAUGACGUGUACUAUACACACCGUUCCUCGUCACAGCAGCCAUUUGUAGUCUAUAUCAUGGCAGUAAUACAAGUGUCUAGUUUCCUGCCCCAUCUACCUAUACUGGUAUAGAUUGUCCUGCUGGUUUCUAAUUGUACUUUGAAGGCUGUUUAUGACUAGAUUUUUUAUAUUUGUUAACUUUGUUAGAAAAAAAAGAAAAGAAAAAGAAAAGUGGUUGCCCUGUAAUCCUGAGUGACAUACUUACUGUCUAAAAAGGUAUUCUGAUUGUUUAACUUAAAUAAAAUGGGUUUGCUUUUUUCCUUCUGCUAGUGAGAGCAUUUUCACUGUUGCUGACAGUGCAAUACUCAGAGCCCUUUUGUCUUUUCUAAUUAGGAUAAUUGGAUAGACUCUUUUAAUUAUUCAGUUACACUCUUGAGUGUACUGGCAAGUAAA
This is a messenger RNA of Athene cunicularia (burrowing owl), 6886 nucleotides long. It is a transcript of the gene THSD7A, whose product is annotated as thrombospondin type 1 domain containing 7A. Gene Ontology annotation, cellular component: plasma membrane. The transcript is spliced from 31 exons. The coding region runs from base 502 to 5499 and encodes 1665 amino acids. The record is from RefSeq and is a predicted model, not a curated record. NCBI's taxonomy places the organism in Eukaryota, Metazoa, Chordata, Aves, Strigiformes, Strigidae. Gene Ontology annotation, biological process: actin cytoskeleton organization.